Messenger RNA from Pipistrellus nathusii (Nathusius's pipistrelle), 1608 nucleotides. NCBI's taxonomy places the organism in Eukaryota, Metazoa, Chordata, Mammalia, Chiroptera, Vespertilionidae. The record is from the annotation of a GenBank genome assembly.
AUGGCCGCCAGGAUCCGGGCAGCUGCGUGCUGGGAAUUAUUGUCAUUCAAAGAUAUAUCCAUGGACUUCACCCGAGAAGAAUGGCAGUUGCUGGAUUCUGCGCAGAAGUACCUGUACAGGGAUGUGAUACUGGAAAAUUAUCGCAACCUGGUUUCUGUAGGGUAUCAUGGUACCAAACCUGAUCUAAUCUUCAAGUUGGAGCAAGGAGAAGAGCCAUGGACAAGAAAUGCCAAAAUUUCUCAUCAGAGCUGUCCAGAAGUUUGGAAGGAGUGGUACCAGAGGAAUCAAGAUGAGCUUCAAAGUCUUGAGAGAAACCAUGCUUGUAACACAUUUGGAAAACUUCAUCUGAGCAAAACCCAGGCUUCUUCAAGACAAAGACUCCAUAAGUGUAACACACUUGGAAAAAGUUUGACACAGAACUCAGGUUUAACCAGAAGAUAUCUAAGAAAGAGUCCUGAUAAUUUUCAUGGAUAUGAACCAUCAUAUUUUCUCAAGCAUCCAAGAGCUCACAGUACAGAAAAAAACUGUGUAUGUGGUGAAUGUGGGAAAGCUUUUCGUUGUAAAUCACAGCUCGUUGUUCAUCUCAGGAUUCACACAGGGGAGAGACCUUACGAGUGCACUAAGUGUGAGAGAGCCUUCAGUGCCAAGUCAAACCUUAAUGCUCAUCAGAGGGUUCAUACAGGAGAAAAACCCUACUCCUGCGGCCAGUGUGGCAAAGUCUUCUCGUUCAGGUCACAGCUCAUUGUCCAUCAGGAAAUCCACUCGGGAGGGAAACCUUACGGCUGCCGUGAAUGUGGGAAGGCCUAUAGCUGGAAAUCGCAGCUCAUUUUACACCAGAGAAGUCACACAGGUGUGAAGCCCUACGAAUGCGGCGAAUGUGGGAAAGCCUUUAGUUUGAAGUCACCCUUCGUCGUCCACCAGAGAACUCACACAGGGGUGAAACCCCAUAAAUGCAACGAGUGCGGGAAAGCCUUUCGGAGUAAGUCCUACCUCCUCGUUCACGUCAGAAUGCACACAGGAGAGAAGCCUUACCAAUGCAGCGACUGUGGGAAAGCCUUCCAUAUGAAGACACAGCUCAUCGUCCACCAGGGAGUUCACACGGGGAAUAACCCUUACCAGUGCAGUGAGUGUGGGAAGGCCUUCGGCAGGAAGGAGCAGCUCACGGCACACCUGAGAGCUCACACAGGAGAGAAGCCCUACGGGUGCAGUGAGUGCGGGAAGGCUUUCAGCAGCAAGUCGUACCUCGUCAUCCACAGGAGGACACACACCGGAGAGAGGCCCUACGAGUGUGGUUUCUGCGAGAGGGCCUUUUGUGGGAAGUCACAGCUCAUCAUCCAUCAGAGAACUCACUCGACGGAGAAGCCCUAUGAAUGCAGUGAGUGUGAGAAAGCCUAUCCGAGGAAGGCAUCGCUCCAGAUACACCAGAAAACUCACUCGGGAGAGAAACCCUUCAAAUGCAGCGAGUGCGGUAAAGCCUUCACUCAGAAGUCCUCUCUCAGCGAACACCAGCGAGUUCACACGGGAGAGAAACCAUGGAAAUGCUCUGAGUGCGGAAAAUCCUUCUGUUGGAACUCAGGGCUCCGUAUACACAGGAAAACGCACAAGUGA